Nematostella vectensis (starlet sea anemone) is the source of this 9314-nucleotide messenger RNA. RefSeq names its product laminin-like protein epi-1. Bases 38 to 9064 code for a protein of 3008 amino acids. NCBI's taxonomy places the organism in Eukaryota, Metazoa, Cnidaria, Anthozoa, Actiniaria, Edwardsiidae. The record is from RefSeq and is a predicted model, not a curated record. The transcript is spliced from 55 exons.
UUUCCUUAGUUUCGGGACGCACACUAGCUUGCUAACGAUGGCGGCCGUUGCAGCGCUUGUGGCGAGCUUUGCUCUAAUUUUACAACAAAUUUCUACAAAUUUAGCGAAUCCUUCUCAAGGAACGGCUAACGUGGCUUUCAUGAAGCAAGCUGAAGCUCAAAUAACUUGCGGGUUACGAGCGAGAGAGAAGUAUUUUGCAGUCUCGCAAAUGAGUCAGUCUCCUAGGAAUCGUGUAGAGUCGACUUGUGAUGCUUACGAUCCAGAACUUUCACACAACGCGUCGAAUUUAGUUGAUAACAACGAGUCAACUUGGUGGCAAAGUACAGCGAGUGUUGGUACAGCCAACAUCACUAUCCGUCUGACAGGGCCUGCAUUCAAGCAAUUUUAUGUGGACACAAUCCAAAUCAAAUUUGGAGAAUAUUACCGCCCACGCCAGAUGGCACUGAAAAAGUCCAUUAAUAAUGGGCAGAGCUUCGAUGACUGGCAUUACUUUGUAUCUUACCCUGACCCAGACAAGCAAUGUAAAGAGAAAUUUGAUGAGACUCUCCAGACGCAACCCAGCAAAGAAAAUGAUGUCCUCUGCACUGGUUAUCCAGAUGUGAACUCACAAUCAAUAGGUCAAGUGGUUGAGUGGAAACCACAUUUUCUGAGAGGGCAGCUUGAGAACCCCUCACAAAAACUCUUGGAAUGGAUUAAUGUCACUGACAUAAGACUUGAGUUUAUAACAAUGGAGAGAGUCUUUGAUGUUCUAGCUGCUAAAUGGCAUCAUUAUGCUGUAAGUGAAGUCAGGGUGUUUGGCUUCUGUGCGUGUAACGGACAAGGCACAGGUUGCAAGUUCAACAGCACAGUGGGAGAUUUUCAGUGCGUCUGUCAGCCUGGUUCCUGUGGUUAUUACUGCGAUGAGUGUUGUCCAGCAUAUAAUCAGUAUCCAUGGAAAAAAGGGGGUAAAGGACCCCUUAUAGUGGAUACCGCAGCUGCAUGUCAACCUUGUAACUGUCAUGAUCAUAGCUUUGUCUGUGUGUAUAAUGAGACUGUGGCAAGGAUGAACGCAAGUCUAGACAUGAGCAGACAGUAUUCAGGUGGCGGCGUGUGCCAAGACUGCAAACACAACACAGAAGGGAUCAACUGCGAAAGGUGCCGACCGCUGUACUACAGGCCUGAAAAUAGAAGUCAGAAUGCAGUCGAUGCCUGUGAAUCGUGCAACUGCAGCGAGGCUGGCUCAAGAGACCACGCCCUUCCAGGAGUGCUUCACCUGGACUGUCUGCGUGACGUAAACGUGUCAGAGACGAUGAAACCUGGAGAUUGCUUUUGCAAGAACAACACGAUGGGCCGAAGAUGCCAUCUCUGCAAACCAGGCUUCUUCAAUCUUACUUCUAAUAAUCCUUUAGGCUGUCAAGUGUGUGACUGUGACACGGCUGGCGCGCGCAACUCGUCCAACAUCUGCGAAGGAGACGCUCAUGGUCAAUGCCCGUGUAAACAGAACGUGCAAGGUCUGCGCUGCGAUACGUGUAACAACACGUACUACGGGCUAAGCAGACAAGACACGCACGGCUGCCGGCCCUGUCUUUGUGACUAUGGUGGCUCUUCAAGCCCCGUCUGUAACAAGACCGAUGGUCAGUGCAAGUGCUUGCCAAAUAUUGAUGGCAGGCAGUGCGACAGACCUUUAGAUGAAUACUACUUCCCUGAUCUUCAUUUCAUUGGUGCGGAUUUCUCACACCAGAAAAGCGAAGUGGGUCAAUCCUCUGUCUCCUGGGUAACCUCGUUCACAGUCGUCGAUAGAACAAACAAGACAUCGGGGAGUUUCUCCCUCGUCAUCUCCUACCAAUCAGCGACCCGACAGGAGGUGACCGGGUCCGUCACCUCCCCUGAGGGGACGACCACCCAGCAAGUCACCCUACCCCCCUGCAAUCAGACUUGCCAUCAAAACCUCUCCGUGUUCGGCGAAAUGAGCCUCACUGGUAAAGUGACCGUGAAUGUCACUGCUGCGAAUGAUGAUUUCCGCGGUGUUCGCGCCUCUGUGGUGCCAAGGGAGUUUUACGAAGCUAGCGCACUGGGUGAUAGACGUGACGCGUUUAUUGGUAACUGCAGUGUCACGACUAACAGUGUUAGAGUCGGGGAAGAUGCUGAGGAUUUGUGCAAAGCUGGAGUUUUCACUCUUACCACAGACUACCUUGGCCAAGCCUUGGCCUGCGAGUGCAACCGCGUAGGCUCAGUGAACCUGACAUGUCAGAAAUAUGCCGGCCAGUGCCACUGUAAGCCUGGUGUUACCGGACGCAAGUGUGACCAGUGUCAACAGGGAUUCUACAACUUGACUACGACAGGGUGUUCAGCCUGCAACUGUGCUGCUGAUGAUAAGGUCUGUGACCACGUGACAGGCCAGUGCAAGUGCCCUACUAACACAGAAGGGAGAAUGUGUGACAGGUGUAACGCAACUUACUGGGGAUGGAAUUCUACUACUGGCUGCCAGGCUUGUCGCUGUGAUUCAAUGGGUUCUAUGGAUCUCCAGUGUAAUCUCACAACAGGCAUCUGCAGCUGCAAGCCCGGAGUGACACGGACCAAGUGUACCGAAUGCGCUGAUGGCUACAAGAACUUUUCAAGUGCAGGUUGUGCUGCAUGUGACUGUGACGUCAAUGGGUCACGCAGUGGAGUAUGUAACAAGACGAGUGGCCAGUGUCCUUGCAAGAAUAACACAGUGAACUUAUUGUGCGAUCGUUGCGAUGCGGACUCGUUCUACUUGACUAAGUCUAAUCCUAUUGGAUGUUUGGACUGCAUAUGCAGUGGCAUAACUACCAACUGUAGAAGCACCACACAGUUUGUCUACCAGCGCUCUGUGGGCCUUGAUUUGUGGACACUCGGGGAAGAAGACAGUGUUGCAGGCCUACAAGUUUUGCAAUAUCGCAUGCCUGGUAGCGGGAUGGAAAUGCUAAGAGGUAAUGUUUCCACCUCCCAGACGCUGUACUGGAAAGCUCAUUCCAACUUCACUCAAACCUCACUGGUCGGAGCAUACGGAGGAAACCUGUCAUUCACGCUCCACAUGUCCAACCAAUCAGGGAACACUAUAGGGCCCAAUGUCAAGAUCAUCAUGAAGGGAUUGCACAAUGUUACUAUUGAGGCAGCAGUAGCAUCCAUUCCUGUCGCCGUACCUACCACAAGAAGUGUGUUUAUGAGAGAGAUAUCCUGGUUGUACCGAGGGUCAUCGGAGCCUGUAUCACGUGCACACUUCAUGCUAGUACUGGCUACACCACGUGCUAUCCUCGUGACCGCGUCGCUCUAUACCAGCGGUGGUCAGGACUACUUCAGCAGUUUUGGCGGCGCCAAAGUUUCUGCCACUCGUCCCAGUCCACCUGUCGGUGACAGAGCACUUGAAGUAGAACAGUGCACCUGUGGGCCAGAGUACAGCGGCCUCUCGUGCGAGCGCUGUGCCCCAGGCCACCACCGGGUGAAUGUUUCUGGUGACCCAUUCUAUGGCAAAUGUAUUCCAUGCAACUGCAACAAUCACACAAAUGAUUGUUACGCAGACACUGGACUCUGCUACAACUGUAAGCAUAACACGGCUGGGGAGCACUGCGAGCUGUGUGAUGACGGUUUCUAUGGAAACGCGGCAGACGGAACCCCUGGCGACUGUAAACAAUGCCCAUGUGAUGCGCCACGAACCACCACAUCAAUGUGUAUGGAAGAUGCUGGAAGACCCGUCUGUCACAAUUGCUCUGAGGGAUACGAGGGAGAUAUCUGCGGAAGGUGUGAGUCUCGAUAUUUCGGCAAGCCUUUAGACCCCGGUGGCAACUGCUCGCUGUGUCAGUGCAACAAUAACACAGAGAUAUGUAACACGACAACCGGGCAGUGCACUAACUGUCAGUACAACACGACGGGCUUCCACUGCGAAAGGUGCCAGAAUGAAACCUAUGGGGACGCCAAAAAACAGCAGUGUGUCGAUUGUUUGUGCGACAGUACUGGUUCAUAUAACAAUGUGUGUGACUACAAGACUGGGCAGUGCGAGUGUAAACCCAACGUUGGAUUGAGGAACUGCUCCAAGUGUGAGGAAUUCAGCUAUAACUUCACCUCUGCCGGCUGCACUGAAUGCAAGUGCAACAAAUUUGGCUCCAUUCAUCAACAGUGUAACGAAUCCGGCACGUGUAAAUGCAAGAACAACACAACCGGUGAAAAGUGCGAGUGGUGUGAAUGGGGCUUUUUUGGCCUGCCCAAGAAGGAGUGCCAACCAUGCGCGUGUAACAAGACUGGAUCGUACAACAGCUCUACCUGCGAUCGCGAGACAGGCCAGUGCAAAUGCAAACCUGGCGUGGCCGGUCAAAACUGUGACCGCUGCAGUGUGCAACACGUCAACUUCACUGACACAGGCUGUAUUGCUUGCGAUAUUUGUACGAGGCUUGGACUCCAGGGGAUCAUCAAUAGCACCCAGGACACUCUCCAGGGGGCAGACAACAAGGGGCGAGAGGUUGAGAAGCUCAAGCUGUUGAAACCAGAGCUUGAAAAACUCAACACUAAGAUUGAAAACACUCAGGCCCUGAUUGAAAAGUUCGAUAAACGGAUUCAGACGAUUCGCAGUGGCCUCGAGUUGAUGAAGUCUAACACUCUGAACAACAGUGUCCGUGAUCUCGAGCGACAGAUCUCAUCGCUAACAACAGAAGCAAAAAGUCUGCAGACCAACACGUCACAAGAAAUGAACCGGAUCCUGCCCAUCUAUAACAACACUCUCCGAGAGCAAAACCUCAUUGACACUGUGUCUUCACAAGUAACUCGCAUCUCGACCCAGCUCGCCGACCUAAAGACCUCCGCGAACACCAUGCUAGCAAGCUACAGCUUUGUAACCCGUAACUUUGCCCCUGAACUUACACGUGUGGACCAAGAACUGUCCAGUGCGAACGAGGCGUCAACGCGUGCUCAGCAGGGCAAUAAUGACACGCUAUCACAACAGAAAACAAUGAAGGCACUGAACACGAGUAUCACAAGAAAUCAGAACGAAUUCCAUGGAAGACAGACGGAGAUCCAGGAUAACGCUAAACACGCUGAUGACGUCACAAAGAUUACAGAGAGCGUCAGACUUGUUGUCAACGAUGCACAGAGUUUGAUAGACCAGGGAAAGAGUAUAAUUGCGCAUGCGCAGCGCGUCCUGGACAACACCACCAGCAUACUUAGCAACACGUGGACGCAAAUAAGCCAAGGUCAACAGUCAUACAAGGAAACUACCGAAAUCCUUAAAGGCUCAAUUGGGCUACAGCAAUUAUCAACGAACUUAACGAGCAGCUUCGCCCCGACCCAAGUACUUCUAGGCCGAGCGAAUCGCACUGUGGCUGUUAAUGGUACAAAGCACGCGGCAGACCUCACGGGAGAGGCGCGUCUACGAACAACGGAAUUUGAAUCUGUCAGUGACCACGGCCGUCUGGCGGUCCAGGCCAUUAAACAAUACGAGAAUGUUGUCGAGACUGUCAGCAAGUCGGUGAACACGUCAAUCAAAGUCAACGCUUCUCUCCACGUCAUCAUGAACUCGCUGAAAAACUUCACUCUGACAUUUUCUGCGAUGGAAUCUCAAGCACAGAGAACAUACAACCUCAGCAAAGCUCUUUUGGAUAAAACCAAAGCUAGAAACAUUGACAUUGCAGGCCUGCAGACAAACCUAACGUCCUCCAAUCAGACCUAUGUCGUCGCAACUCGCGUGGGACAGAGCGUGGCAACGUACCACGAGGUUCUCCUUGCGCGGAGCUCGCUUUUGUUGGAAGCCUCGGAACCUGGGCGGGAGCACUCCGUAGUUACCGCGAGCAAGAGUGUGUGGACAUACAAGGGAUUCGUAGAGAAGAUCUCUUCCCCGCUCAUGACGGAUGCAAAGGCAUGCCAGGCGGAAGUGAGCAGGCUUGAUGCGUCAAUGGCUUACAUCAAUCACUCCGCCCAGCACUCGCAGCAGCUGAUGCAAAAGGCGUUUGCGAAUGUGCAAAACGCGAGCGCUAUGUUGCCAAAUGUGGUGUCUGCUGUACGAAGUGCUGAAGGUCAGCGGAAUAUCACCUCAAGUUUACAGCAACAGCUGCAAGGGAAUAUGACACGUGUUCAAGAGAAACUCAGACUUGUCAAAGAGAAAGUGGCCAAGAUCAGGCACGCGCUGAGCCUCAAGGGUAAUACUUCAGUAGAGUACACACCGGUCGGCGGACAAGUACAAGACUCGCCUUUUAAUGACAUCGCAUUGGACUUCAGAGCUGACAGCAGUAUGGGACCACUAUUAUAUUACGCGGACGGGGUUGCGAACUCGGCGAAAAGCCUGGCGUUGACCUUGGUAUACAAUCAGUACGUACAGUUCACUUUCGACCUCGGCCCGGGCCCAAUCACCAUCACCAACUGGGAAGUCACGGUCCGACAGGGGAACUGGUACCGAGUCUAUGCCUCCAGAUACAACAAAAAUGGACGCUUGUCGGUGACUGAUUACUCUAUGAACUACAGCAGAACGUACGAGAGCAACACGAACCAGAUCGUGCCUAAUACCAAUAUCAACUUUACUUCCGCAAGUCCGCUUUACAUAGGAGGACUGCCUGAGGGCGUCAUGCCCAACCAAACUCAGCGCUUCUUCCGCGGCUGUAUCGAUAACGUCGUAGUCAAUCAAAAACCUCUGUCGCUAUGGAAACCCAAGCAAGUCAAUGGCAACAGAUAUGCCUGCUCAAAAUGUAUUACUUCCGCCUCUACUCCUCUGUUCUAUGACGUCACUUCCGGCACAAGCCUGUUUGGUAGUCCGGAUACUUACAUCAAGCAAAACAUGGGAACGUUCGACAUAUCACGUGACUCGGAGAUUAAUUUGGAGUUCAGAACAUUUCUGCCUAUCUCGUCCAUGUUCAACGUGCUUGGUACUGAGGGCUAUAUCUACGGAGUAUAUUUAAACAUGAGUGGAGUGACAUUCUACUUUAAGAGUGGAGCCCAGUCCUACGCACUCUCCACAAACAAGACCUCUUACAGCGAUGGCCGCUGGUACAAUUUGAGAUUGACACGUGGACUCGCUAACGCAACCCUGACCGUAACACCUGUGAACUCACAAGGAGUGAUUGACAGCGUGUCAAUUAAUCUACCGUCCCCUCUAUUGAUGCCUACUGGCAGGUAUCUGAUAUUUGGAGGCAAAGAACCACAGAGCCCAUUCCUAGCACCGCUUAACGUACAUUUCGCGGGCUCCAUUCGGCACCUUAACGUCUCUAGCAGUGCGGGGGGUGUAGUGCCCAGGUCUCUGGAUGAUAAGGCGCUCACGCAGGCCUGGGGCCAAGUUGAUUUCUGUGGCGUCUUGUCGAGUGUCGAGGAAGCCAUCCGUUUCCGUGGUGACGGGUAUGCCGGUUUGUCAUCCGGGAUUACAGACAUGAACUCCUUGAGCCUGAAAUUCAAGACUCUUCAGCCCAGCGGUCUCCUUGUUUAUAGUGGCGACGUCAGCACGGGCUACUACUUCUUCCUGGCCUUAUUCCACGGUAACCUCUUCCUGGCCAGCACCAAGACACCAUCAGCAUACACGCCGCUGACCACGGCACAACAGACCCUCAAUGACGGCGCAUAUCACACUGUCGUCAUCACCUUCACUGCUGCAGGCCUUCGCCUCGAUCUGGACGAAGGAAGAUGGACGCGGUCUGUUGACCUCAGCACAGUGGCAGCAGGGCCAGCCAGGCUGAACGGGACCCUGUAUGUCGGUGGAGUCAGACCAGGAGCCGUCCUGCCGCUACAGGUGCCUGUGGUGCUGCCUUUUGUGGGAGACAUGAAGUACAUCAACAUCAACGGCAUUUCGCAGAAUAUAUUUUCCGGUCACUCAAAACAGGUCUCCCUCGCAGGCGGUAGCCCGGAGCGAUCCGUCGUGCCCACGCCUCUCCCGACCAUACCACCCCCCACUCAGCCCCCUCCUACCUGUGGAGAUAGGUACCCACGCCUCACGCGGUCAAAGGAGCCCGAUGAGAUCAAUUUAGGUCCUGGGAACUAUGUUGCUUUCUCUCCGUCAGAGCGAGUGCUCCGCUUAAUCAAAUCACAGGGGGUAGUGACCCUGGAAUUCCGUUCUAUGUCGCCUAACGGAGUAAUGCUGUACGGCGCCGAUAACGUCAGCCACCCCAACGAGUUCAUCUCUGUGGAGCUUGUUAAUGGUAAAAUCGUAUUCAAGUACGAUACAGGAGCGGGCCUGGUACGAGUGGAAAGCAACUUCAACUAUUACUCCGCAGGGGGUGUGUGGUACAAGGUGCAUCUACUACGAAUUAAUCAGUUUGGUGUGAUCCUUGUUCCUGAUACAAAAGACUACAAGAAUGCUCGGCAGGGCGACUCCAGGGAGCUCCUCACCAUAAACACACCCAUCUACAUGGGCGGAGUUCCGCCAGGGGUCAACACUUCCAUGUUAGAGAGCGGAGGUGUAUCUUUUAUCGGGUGCAUGAAGACGAUGUCCAUCCAGUCCUCAAACGAGACCGAGACCCUCAACCCAAGAACUGAACGAGACAUUAGCCUGUCGUCAGUCACGAAUCAGACAUGCUAUUCCACGAUACAAGCCCAGGCUUCCUUCAAUGGUGAAGGACAGAUUCUACUCUAUAAUGACUUCACACUUCCUAGUACAUUUGACAUGUCGCUGAAGUUCCGCACAGUCAAGCGUUCUGGGCUGCUAUUGGUCAUCACAAACCACACAGGGAAGGGAGCUGUCACUCUAGAACAACUAGAGGGCCAGAUCGUGCUGUCCUUCACGUCAGAAAGCGAACCUACGGUGAUGAGAUGGACAGACCCGGCGAUCCCACCAGAAAGAGAGUACAACGCUUCUUAUCAAUUAUGCGACAAUCAAUUCCAUGAGAUUCGGUUACAGCGCGCUGAGCGUAACAUCACCCUCUCAGUGGAUAAGCAUUCACCUCUCACGUACGCGCUACCCGACUUAUUCCUACUCACUGGCAAGUUCUACAUAGGCGGAGUACCAGAUAAUUCAGGUGCCGAUUCUCAUAUCGGCUUCUCCAAAGUCCGUCUGGAUGGGUGCGUUGAGAGCCUGCGCAUCGACACAAAGCUCGUGGAAUUGCUACGUGCGCCUGCUGUGCUAGGACAAGGGGUCACGCAAGGCUGCCGUGCGCCGGUAUAGGCAGCACGUGAUCACUGCCUUCAACAUCACGCGAUAGACCACGUGUGCUAGGAUAAGGGGUCACGCGGGGCUGCCGUGCGCCGGUAUAGGGAGCACGUGAUCACUGCCUUCAACAUCACGCGAUAUAUCACGUGAUAAAGCCACAUGGUCAGAUCCGCAGGUGAAAUAGCAUUGUUUAAAAACACGAUUAUUUUAUACUAGAGCAUAUAGACUUUGCAAGCAUUGUAUAAUAAAUGUUUCAAUUAUGAUA